AUUAAAACUCAAUCAGCCUUCGAGAAGCAAGGUUCUAAUACCAAAAAGUGACUGAACAUACCAAGCAAAACUUAAAAUGUUUACUAAAACAUAUAUUGUUUAUUCGUGCCUGAUCUUUCCACUAAUCUGGACAACAUCUAGUGCCAGUACACCCAUUCGGCAGUGCGCCGACAAAAGCAUACCUUUACCACUGUUGGUGCAAAUAGAUAAUUGCAAUACGCUGCCCUGUGAUUUAUGGAAGGGUGUGGAUGCCAACAUUGCCAUAUGGUUUGUGGCCACACGCAAUUCGAUGCGUAGACUGACUGCUAAAGUGAAUUUCACCUCUUUGGGCGUGACAAUACCCUAUGAAUUGGAUUCGGAACGUAGCAAUGUUUGCAUGAAUCUACUCCAUGGUGCCUACUGUCCACUCGAUGCUGGCGAGGAUGUCACCUAUCGUCUAAUGCUGCCGAUCGCCAGCAAUCAACCGGAGGUACCCACACGUCUCCAGGUGACUCUGCAUGAUGCCGAUAAUGAUGACCAGUUGAUUGCCUGUUUCUUGACCGAUACUCGUAUACGCAAAGCCAUGAACAUUGAUUGGGUUAAGUGUAGCAAUAUUUCUUGUUUAUCGUACAUUGUAUCAAUGUGUCAAUUAAUAGCAACUAAGCUGCUAACCUCUAAGCUGCACCAAAACACUAUUAGACAUUAUGAAUAAAUAAUUAAGGCAAAACAUUAUGAAUAAUGGA
This is a messenger RNA of Drosophila grimshawi, 722 nucleotides long. RefSeq lists its product as uncharacterized. Bases 77 to 691 code for a protein of 204 amino acids. Gene Ontology annotation, molecular function: sterol binding. The transcript has 3 exons. Lineage: Eukaryota; Metazoa; Arthropoda; Insecta; Diptera; Drosophilidae. Gene Ontology annotation, biological process: intracellular cholesterol transport. The record is from RefSeq and is a predicted model, not a curated record.